Messenger RNA from Diversispora eburnea, 708 nucleotides. The record is from the annotation of a GenBank genome assembly. NCBI's taxonomy places the organism in Eukaryota, Fungi, Glomeromycota, Glomeromycetes, Diversisporales, Diversisporaceae.
AUGAAUAAAGCAUUUUCCAAAAUUUCAGGCCAUAUUUCGAUAGUUUGUUAUGUGAUUUUUUUCAUUCCACAAUUUUAUGAAAACUAUAAACGAAAAUCGAGCGCUUCUGUAUCGUUAGGUCUCGUUUUUUUAUUGUUUAUGGCUGAUGCUCUCAACUUAAUAGGUUCAAUAUUGCAGCACCUAAUUCCAACUGUGAUAUUAUGUAUAGCCUUUUAUAAUAUCGCUGGCAUUCUCUUAAUUAUCCAAGUUUUAUAUUACCGUUAUCGUAAAAUUCCCUUUGAAAUUAUAAAUGAUAAUUAUGAGAAUGCUGGGAAAUCGGCGACUUCAUAUCAAAUAAAACAAAAUUACACUUCCGCCUCCUUCUCAAUUUUUUCACGACAGAAAAAAUUUUUCGUAAUAUUAGUUGGAACUUUUUGUGUUUUUUUAAUCGGAAUAAGUGUCUCUAGUAUAUCGGGUUUAUCACUGGAAAAUAUUAGCAAUAAUAAUAAAAAAUUUGAACUUUUACCUCAACUUUUAGGUUGGAUCAGCUCAUUUUUAUACGUUGGAUCGAGAAUUCCUCAAAUUAUUAAAAACUACAGGUCAAAGUCUACGAAAGAUCGUGACUAUUUAUUGGUAAAUAUACCAUGGUUAUGUGGAUAUAGUGGAUCUAUAUUUUUCGAUUUUGUGGUGGGAAUACCCGAAGGAGUGGAUGAAAAAUGGAUAGAAUAA